ACGAUCGUAUCCAUUCGAUCACUCGGUAAUAAAAUAAUCGGUUCUAAUCGACUCCAGAACCAACAGUGAAUGUGUUUUUAAAUUGUGUUGUGCCAGACAAAAGCUUGGAAUAGUGUUUGAUUAAUUGGCAGGGAGCCAUUGGCCUGUCGAAAUAAUUUAUAUCGUCUUUAUAGUCAAGAAUAUGUUUAUAGAAACGCGUUACUUAUAAUUUUAUGAUGUUGCUUAUUUGAUUUUAUAAUGCAUAUUUAUGUUAAAUUUUGAACUUUGCAAUAGUUAAGUGAUAUAUAAAAUUUAUAAAGAAUAACACUUUGUUUUAACACUGUUAUAUAAACUGUUAUUUUUAAAAUGCCGUCUCAGAAGAAUGUGGAUGAACCAUCGAUUACUCGGACCAGAAAUGUUGCAUCACAGGUUCUGGCAUGUCUCGCCCUCGACUUUCUACUCAUCGGACUAGGGAUGUCCAUCAGCUUCGUCACUAUGGUAUUGCCUGAUGUCUUGAAUGCCAAAGAAGGCCUAUCCCUCAACAAGAUGCAAGCUUCAUGGUUCGGCAGCAUGGCGUUUCUCUGUCAGCCAUUGGGGAGUAUAUUCUCUGGGCCCCUGAUGGAUCACUUCGGUCGAAAAAAGGCUCUAUUCCUGGUGAACAUACCGCAUCUAAUCGCUUGGAUGCUCAUGUAUUUUGCCUGGAAUGUUCCUUCUCUGUUCAUCGGCAAUGCAUUGCUUGGGAUUGGAACUGGGAUCAUGGAGGCACCGUCUGUUACUUAUGUUGGUGAGAUAAGUGACCCGUCUGUGAGAGGUAUUCUGACCACGUUGACCAAUUGCUUCACCUCGACGGGAAUGUUCAUCGCUUAUCUGCUGGGAACUGUGCUACCCUGGAGACAAGCCGCGCUUGUUUCUUUAACCAUACCGCUGACAACGAUGCUUCUUGUUUUAUUGGUACCAGAAUCGCCAAUCUGGCUGUUAUCAAAAGGCCGUCAAAAAGAAGCUCUACACUCGCUGUGCCGUCUAAGGGGAUGGGCGCAGCCAGAAGACGUCAAAGAAGAAUUCGACCAACUAAUGCAGUACAAUGACGUCAUUCAACAGUGCGUAAUUUGUGUUAAAGAAGGAAAGUCAGAUAUCGAACCGUGCGAGCACAACGAAUGCAAUAUUUUCAAGAGAAUCAUCCAGAAAUUCAGGCAUGUGUUCUUCGUAAAGGAAACUAUGAGACCAUUUUCACUUGUGAUGGCAUAUUUCUUUUUCCAUACGAUGAGUGGACUGCUUCCAGUUCGUCCAAAUAUGGUUAAUGUCUGCCGAGCUCUAGGAAUGAAAUACGACCCUAAAAUCAUUACUGUUGUUGUCGGCGUAGUGUUCAUCAUCAUGAAUAUUCUCUCCGCUGCGAUCGUCAAACUAAUCGGGAAACGUAAAUUAGUACUUGUCUCAUUACUGGCUACUGCCUUCAGUAGUCUGGCUAUUAGUGUCUACGCCCACACAAGUCUUCCCGUCGAUGUGUUCUCCUACGAAUCAAGCACAUUCCCGAACCAGAGAGAUAUCCUACCAGUAGUCCUGUUCAUAAUGAUGGUAUCAUUCAGUAGUUUGGGGAUACCAUGGGUGCUUCUAUCAGAAGUUUUCCCAUUCAGGAGUCGAGGAAUGGCUACGUCCCUAGCAGCUGCCGGCGGCUACGUCAUAUUCUUUAUAGCUACCAAGACUAAUUAUAAUUUAGAAGCAAACUUCCAUUUAAGCGGUACAUUCUCUUUCUACGGUAUUUUAGGUAUAGUCGGUACAUUUUACCUCUACUUUUUCUUGCCAGAAACAGAAAAUAAGACUCUUAUAGAAAUAGAAGGAUACUAUAAAGGUAAUCAAAGAAUAUUUGCUGAUGAUUUCUUAAUAAAUGCGUUUAGAAAGAAACGCUGUGCCAGUAAUGAUGUUGAUAAACCAAUGCUAGUCAGAUAACUACCUCAUGUCUAUGAAAAUGUUCUUGUUUUUUUUUAAUUUUGGUACUAAUGUAUCUAAGUAUACUUAAUGUAUAGUUUAAAUAUAAUUUUAUAUGCGAUAAUAUACAUAACUAGCUGUCCCAGCAAACGUUGUAUUGCCGAUAUUAAACUCGCGAUACAAAAGUAACUGUUGAUCGUAGAUGGGUGAAAAUUUGAAGUUGUAUGUAUUUUUUAAUGCUGGUUCAUACUCAAAUUUGAAAAAAAAAAUGUCAAAAAAAUUAAAAAAAUUAAAUUCGUGUGGACCACCCUUAACAUUUAAGGGGAUGAAAAAUAGAUGUUGUCCGAUUCUUAGACCUACCCAAUAUGCACUCAAAAUUUCAUGAGAAUCGGUCAAGCCGUUUCGGAGGAGUUCAAAGUUUAACACCAUGACACUAGAAUUUUAUAUAUUAGAUGAAUGGUAGUAGUAUCGCUAUCCAAUCUCUAUUCGGGCGCGAAUGUAAGAGAGAUUUAAAUGAACGAGUAGCGAUAGACUUACAAUAUACUACAGUAGAAACGACUUGACAGCCCGGUAAAGCUUGAGAAAUUUUGAAUAUCAAUGUUGGUGUUAGCUGGUGAUUUAAUCAUUCAUCAUUUAUACGUCUAGAUAGACUGUGACAGCUGUAAAUACGUCGAAAAAAAUUAAGUUUAGAAUUAACCUCUAUUUUGAGCAAUUCACGCACACUAACACAAAGUGUCUAAACUAAUAUUCCUGGCCUGUUUUUAUCGGUUGUCUAACAGCAAGAGACUCUAUCUAGACGUAUAAAUUAUCUGAGUUUAUAAUUUUAUUCAUCUGAUAUUAUACAACAAAUAUACCUAUACCACGGACUAAUUAAAAAAGAAGGACUCCGCGCCAUGAUAUUAGCAAGUGAGGCACCGUUAUACUAGUGUGUGUGCGGUUACGGGGUAUAUCAGAUACACAAUUUUUUCUCCCUUCAAUAAUCAUAUAUCCACAAAUACUUUUAUAAUAUUGUUUUUACACUUUUUCACAACGCACAACGGCGACGCUAACUGAUCUGUCACAGACGAUGGCAAAUCUCAUAAUGGCGGCCGAUCGGCUUGUAUUAGUGUAAGUGUAUGCGUGGGGCUAUAUAUUUACACGUUUUGUUUUGGUGCCUCACUGUUAUGUAAGGUGACACGGAGUCCUUCUUUUUUUAGUCGUCCGGAUUUUAAAGAUCGUAAGUAUAGGUCAUACUUACGAUCUUUAAAAUCCGCACAUUUGGGCAUUAUAUAAUUUGCACCUUAGUUUAAUAAUUAAACGGGCAUUAAAUUAGAAACGAUUGUACAAAAUCUUAAAAUUUACAACUCGAUUGCUAGGAAAUAUUUGAUAAAAUCGUCCAUUGGCUUGUAAUCCAAUAUAAAACACAAAAAAUAACAAAAGAUAAAAGGCUUUUACGUCUUUUAUUCCGUCCGUGUGUCAUCAUCAAAUCAUCAUAUCAAAUUGGAUAAAUAUUCGGGUUUUGGCAACUCAAAUACACAUAAUAUAAAUAUAUAUAAAAGAAUAUUAGCCAAGUUUUACAUAAUAUAGAUAUUAAGCCUUUUUAUAUCAUAAUAUGCUCCAUUUAGGCAUAUAUACUAUAGUGAUUAAUGGUAAUAGGAAGUCUAGAUAUGUAUUAUAAAUUCAGUCAAUCUGAUUAAAU
Messenger RNA from Leptidea sinapis, 3580 nucleotides. RefSeq names its product facilitated trehalose transporter Tret1-like. The coding region runs from base 346 to 1923 and encodes 525 amino acids. Gene Ontology annotation, molecular function: transmembrane transporter activity. Lineage: Eukaryota; Metazoa; Arthropoda; Insecta; Lepidoptera; Pieridae. The transcript has 8 exons. Gene Ontology annotation, cellular component: membrane. Gene Ontology annotation, biological process: transmembrane transport. The record is from RefSeq and is a predicted model, not a curated record.